Messenger RNA from Poeciliopsis prolifica (blackstripe livebearer), 1983 nucleotides. It is a transcript of the gene tmem160, whose product is annotated as transmembrane protein 160. The transcript is spliced from 4 exons. The record is from RefSeq and is a predicted model, not a curated record. Lineage: Eukaryota; Metazoa; Chordata; Actinopteri; Cyprinodontiformes; Poeciliidae. Bases 290 to 940 code for a protein of 216 amino acids.
GAGACCAAGAAGAUAAACAUCAGCUCAAGUUGAGGUACAAAUAUUAAUUUGAAGUAUUUUUGGGAAAAAAUAGUGCUUAAAUUCGACCUCCAUGUGACACAUCUAAGUUUUUCCUCUGACAUGCCAGCAGAUGGCGCUGUGGUGAUUCCUCACCACGCUUUACCAAGAAGCGCUUCCGGGGUUGAGUGCGAGCACGUGACAGUUCAAAGGGCAUGCAGAGGUCGUGUUGUGCUUCUCCUCCUUUCCUACAUGUUAGUUUGUUUUCAAGCCAGUCGGUUCUGGUGACGUGAUGGCUUUCCUGACGCUCUUCGUGAGAAGGCAGCUGCCGCGGGCCGCCAGCUACUUCCUGGGCCGGCCGGGCCGCGGCGGAGCCCCGCUGCGGAGGCUGCACGGCUCGGCGCGGCAGCGGGUCGGCGAGAAGGGGCCGUGGGGCAAAAGCCAGCGGGGUCCGGAGCAGCCGCUGCAGCAGUACCACCUCACAGACCUCGACAAGGCGGACGCUUUGAUGCUAAGGAAGUCACAUGAGACAGGGUUCCUGUCGUGGUUCAGGAACGGCUUGCUGGCGACGGGGAUCGGAGUCAUUGCUUUUGUCCAGAGCGAAGUGGGACGGGAAGCAGGAUAUGCUUUCUUCAUCCUGGGAGGCGUCUGCGUGUCGUUUGGCGGCGCCUCCUACGUUGGCAGCCUCUUCGCCCUGCGGAGGCUGAUGCUGCUGUCGGUGCCAGCUCUGCUGCUCCAGGGCACCGUGGUGGGCAGCGUCGCCCUCUUCUGGCUCUGCGCCGUAUCGCUGUACAUCGGCCGCCUGGAGGUGGAGAUCAUCCACGACGACGACGAGGAGGAGGACAAGGGAGAGUGCCGGGAGUGCCGCGAGAGGCAGGAGCAGCGAGGUCACAGAGGCUCCCAGGACAGUGAGGACAGUGGCGGCAAGGGCCAAAACAAAUAGCGAUCUUCCAAUAGUGUGUGUAUGUGUGUGUUGUUUUUUUUUUUUUGAUGCUGUGAUUCAGGGUUUCUGUUAUUUGAAUGUUUGUGCAAAAUGGAUAUGUGUCCAUGUGCAGCUUGUGAGCUUUAAAAAAAAAUGCAAACCUGUCAUUUUUUAUUGUUAGAAAAAAUUAUUCAGGUUUUUAAACAGUUUAAAGAUGCUGAAAAUUGAGAAAAAUCCGUUUAUUUGCUGAAUAAACAUGUUUUUUCUAAAAAUGUCUUUAGUUCAUCUAAAAAUGUUCAUCUGGUAUUUUUUUUUGUUGAUUUUUUUAAACUUUUUUUAUUUGAUGCUUAUGAUUGUCUUUUUGUGCCACUGUAGUCAGUGUCAGUCUCCUCUCUUCUUGGGAGACUGUUUGUCUUAUCAACCUGAUCGGUAGGAUCAAGGCUGACCCUUCACUUUAAGUCUUCAAAAUUACGGGAUAACAGUUGCUCUGUCUCAAAAGUUUUUUUUUUUAAUCAGAGAAAAUGACACUGAGGGCUCAGGUUUUUAUUACUAUUUUACCACUGCAGCAGCACUUUUGUCAAGCUUUGUCUUUUGUCACUGUACUUCCUUAAAACUGUUUGGAAACCAGAUAUUUUUCACAGUUCGUUCUGUGUUUAUGUUUUCGGUUAAAAUCAUGUACAGUACCAAACUAUAUCCAAAAACUUCUGUUUUCAGGUUUUCUAUAAGUUCAGUUUUAAUGGAUGCAAGGAGUUCAUGUUGGUAAUUAUAUUGCAUUUGUUUGUGGAAAACGGGGGUUUACUAUUGUUUACUUUUGCGCACCACAGUGUGCACAACAAUAAAACCAGAGGAAACUGGUUUUAUUGUUGAGACCCAGCAUCAUUGUUUGAUUUUUUUUUUCCUGAUAAUAAAUCCCCAGUGGGAUAUUCACAUUUGAGGUAUAAGCUCUUCUUUUGAAUGAUGGUUGAUUUCUUAGGUGAUCAAAACCAACAUUUUAGCGGAUCUCAACAUUUUGUAAACCUUAUUUUUCAUCUAUCUUGUCUAAUAUAAACCCUGAUGUUAGCAUG